AUGUCUGGCGGGAGACUGAUGAGGGCGAUCCGCGUGAGUGAGUUCGGAGCUCCGUCUGUUCUCAAACUCUGCCCCGAGGUCCAAGUCCCCAAACCUGGGCCCAAACAGGUCCUGAUCGAGGUCCAGGCCUGUGGAGUGAAUCCUGUGGAGACGUACAUUCGCACGGGGACGUUUGCCCGGAAGCCUUCACUGCCGUACACGCCGGGGUCAGAUGUGUCUGGAGUGGUGCAUGGCGUCGGUGAAGGGGUCUCUGCCCUCAAGAUUGGGGAUCAAGUGUUUGCUGUCUCCACGGUGACGGGAGGCUACGCAGAAUUCACUGUUGCCUCUGACGACUGCGUUUAUAAACUUCCCGACGGUUUGGACUUCGCCCAAGGAGCCGCCAUUGGGAUCCCCUAUUUCACUGCGUAUCGAGCUCUGGUUCACCGAGCAAAAGCUAAACCAGGAGAGACAGUGCUGAUUCACGGAGCCAGUGGAGGAGUGGGUGUCGCCGCAUGUCAACUGUCUCGUGCUCUUGGACUCAGAGUUCUGGGAACUGCAGGGACUACGGAGGGACUCAAACUGGUUCUGAAGAAUGGAGCUCAUCUUGCGUUCAACCAUCGGGAAGACGGAUACACAGACAAAAUCAUGGAAGCGACCGGAGGCCAAGGAGUCGAUGUGAUCGUGGAGAUGCUUUCGAACGUGAACCUGGACAAAGACUUAAAGAUGAUGAACUACUUUGGAAGAGUUAUGGUGGUGGGCGCCCGUGGUUCCAUCACCAUCGACCCUCGAGACACGAUGCUCAAAGAGACCAGCGUUAUGGGAGUGGCUCUUUUUAACGCCACGCAGAAAGAGCAGUCUGAGUGUGCGGCGUUCCUUUUCUCUGGGAUGGAGGCCGGAUGGUUGAAGCCCACGGUGGGACGUCAGUACCCACUCCACGAGGCUCAUCAGGCCCAUCACGACAUCAUCGAGUCUCCCGGGGCUUCUGGGAAAAUGGUCCUCACCAUGAAGUAG
Molecule: messenger RNA, 990 nt
Organism: Knipowitschia caucasica
Lineage: Eukaryota; Metazoa; Chordata; Actinopteri; Gobiiformes; Gobiidae
Source: the annotation of a GenBank genome assembly